AUGGGACAUUGGAAGAAUUUCUUUACCGCCGAUCCUGGUAGGACCCGGCACCGCGUCGAGGUGGAACGUCGUCGGCUGUUACCUGCCUAUGCUGCCGAUCAGUCUGACGCCUCUGAUGCUUCAAAGGAAAUUGCUAAGGUUGCUCUUCGUUUGAAAUAUCAAAUCGAGCAGGUUGUCUCCUGCGAGGUAGAGGAUAGUGCCUUAACCAACCCAAACAGCCGUAUCAUCACGGACAAUGUAGUUGAGACUGCCAAGCAAGCCGGUGGGGACGACUACAAAGCAUGCGUUGUUUAUUGUCUUCUGGUUUGUCUGCGAUGGUUCAAGAUUCAAUCCUCCGUCGAGCUUUGGGAUUCCGAUCUCCAUGGGGUUCGGGCUCUGGCUUGCGAGGUCAUUGCCAAGCGCAUCAUCGAAUCCGAGCAGAACCAGGAUUACGUCAUGAGGGAUAUUUUACUCAAGCGAUACUCUAUCUUCAGUGAGGGGGUAGAGACUGAUCCUGCCAAUGUCAUUGAACGAGCGGUAGAUCUCCAUGCCUUGAGGAUCAUCAGCUCUGCCCCGUACCAGAAAUGUAUCCAGUACCUGUGGAAGGGUUGGAUCUGUCAGGAAGAGGGCAACCCAACUAACUUUGUCGAAUACAGCGAGAAGUCUAACACCGGAUAUUGGGUUCAUUUCCAUCCUGAUCGGAUGCGGACUCCUCUGUAUCAGAAUGUCUGCCAAAUUUUGUUCUCCUUGAUUUACCUUGCGGUUUAUACGGCAGUUAUUAAUACCGUGAACCCAAGCGGUGACGUGGAUGUGGUUGAGGCCAUUCUUUACGGUAUGACUCUUGCGUUCAUCUGCGACGAAGGGAUCAAGUUUUGGAAGGUUGGAUGGAAUUACCUCGAAUUCUGGAAUGCUUUCAACUCAACCCUCUACACCAUCCUGACGGUAUCCCUUAUCUUGCGCUUUAUUGCCUUGGCACACUCAUCGUCUACCCACAAUGAACAAAGGCAGCUAUACAACGAGCUGAGCUACAACUUCCUGGCUUUUGCGGGCCCUAUGUUCUGGAUGCGCAUGAUGCUAUAUCUUGACUCGUUCCGCUUCUUCGGUGCUAUGUUUGUGGUUCUUCGAGUCAUGAUGAAGGAGAGUUUGAUAUUCUUUGCUCUUCUAUUUGUGGUUCUGGCUGGUUUCUUCCAGGCCUUUGUCGGCAUGGCCCAGGUGGAUGCCGAUAUUCCCGUUCACCGAAACAUUCUCCAGGGAAUGGUAAACAGUAUCAUGCAGAGUCCUGAAUUUGACACUUUCCAGGAUUUUGCAUUUCCGUUUGGCAUCAUCCUCUACUAUGUUUUCAACUUCAUUGUCAUGACUGUUCUGUUAAAUAUUCUCAUUGCCUUGUACAACAGCGCAUAUGAAGAUAUCUCCGGCAAUGCCACGGACGAAUACAUGGCCAUCUUCGCGCAGAAAACCAUGCAGUUCGUCCGCGCCCCUGAUGAAAAUGUCUUCAUCCCGCCGUUCAAUCUCGUCGAGAUUGUGUUCCUGAUAGCCCCAUUCGAAUGGUGGCUUCCUCGGGAGACCUACGCCAGACUGAAUGAACUUGUAAUGGGCGUUAUCUAUUCGCCGCUGCUUAUCGUUGCAGCCUGGGUUGAGACCCGCCAGGCACACCGGAUUCGAUGGAAUCGCCGCCAUGGCGAAGAAGACGAUGACUGUGCUCAGGAAUGGGAGCAUGUGGCUAAGGAGGUCAACUUUGAUCUUGAUGAUACCUGGAAAGAGCACGUGGUAGAGACUACACCGGAUAUCAAAGUUGAUAGUUGCACAUAUGAACUCAGAGAGCUGAAGGAGCAGGUUAGGAUGUUGACGGAGACGGUGAAGGGAUUGAGUCAGGAGCUAGCGGACAAGAAGCACGUCGAGCGGCGAAUCCUCUGGAACCAAAAUUGUAAGGUGGAAGGUGGCUUCAUCUACGAAUCUGGGCCCUUCCUCGAUUGGAUCCUAUCAUUGCUUUCCGGCUUCAUUGCCACAAUGGCAAAGCUCGUGGACGACCCUCAGAUCCAUACUGCCUCGUUGCAUAACCCGAUCCCUUGGCAACUGCAUACAUACGUUUGGCCUUUCCUGAUUAUCUGGCCCGUGUUCUUCGCCUUCUACCUCUCCCCCGAGCGUUAUGAUACCUACAUUCAGGGACAGGAAUGGACCUUCGUGUUCGCGGGGUCUAUCAUCACAAUCCAGUCGCUCUUUUGGUUGAUGACCAAGUGGAACAUUGAUAUCAACACCCUGUUCACUACCACUCGAGCCAAGUCCAUCGACACUGCCCGGCUUAUCAAAGUGGUUCCCAUCACUAACGCUGGCUCUGCCGAGAUCUGCAAAUUGAUUAAUGAGAACACCGGUGCGAAGAAGACCCUUUCAUUCCUCUUCCAGAAGCGCCGCUUCCUGUUUUAUCCCGAGACGCGCACCUUUGCACCCCUGUCUUACGUCCUUGACGCCGAACCAAAGCCGGCCCUCGAGACUUUCCAGCUGAGCGAGGGCUUCACGUCGAAGGCCGAGAUUGACCGCGUCUACCACCACUAUGGCGAUAACACCUUCGAUAUCCCCGUUCCCAGUUUCGUUGAGCUCUUCCAGGAGCACGCUGUCGCGCCGUUCUUCGUCUUCCAGAUUUUCUGUGUUGGAUUGUGGAUGUUGGAUGAAUACUGGUACUACUCGCUAUUCACGCUGUUCAUGCUCGUUAUGUUUGAGAGCACCGUUGUGUGGCAGCGCCAGAGGACCUUGAGCGAGUUCCGUGGAAUGAGCAUCAAGCCUUACGAUGUCUGGGUAUACCGUGAACGCAAAUGGCAAGAGAUCACCAGUGAUAAGCUUCUUCCCGGUGAUCUCAUGUCAGUGAACCGCACCAAGGAGGACAGCGGCGUUGCCUGCGAUAUCCUUCUGGUUGAAGGCAGUGUCAUUGUGAACGAGGCUAUGCUUUCUGGCGAGAGCACACCUCUUCUGAAAGACUCCGUCCAGCUCCGUCCCGGCGGUGACUUGAUUGAGCCGGAUGGAUUGGAUAAGCUCUCGUUUGUGCAUGGAGAACUUGUCCAGCAACGUUACUAUGCCCCGGACAAUGGCGCUUUGGGUGUGGUUGUUAAGACCGGUUUCGAAACCAGCCAGGGUAGCCUCGUCCGGACUAUGAUCUACUCAACUGAACGUGUCUCUGCCAACAACGUUGAAGCUUUGCUGUUCAUCCUCUUCCUCCUGAUUUUCGCAAUUGCCGCUUCGUGGUACGUGUGGCAAGAGGGUGUGAUUCGGGACCGCAAACGCUCCAAGCUUCUGCUCGACUGUGUCCUCAUCAUCACCAGUGUUGUUCCUCCCGAAUUGCCCAUGGAACUAAGCUUGGCCGUCAACACUAGUCUUGCUGCUUUGAGCAAGUAUGCCAUUUUCUGCACUGAGCCUUUCCGUAUCCCCUUCGCUGGUCGCGUUGACAUUGCUUGCUUCGACAAAACCGGCACUCUGACUGGAGAGGAUCUUGUCGUUGAUGGUAUUGCUGGACUUACUUUGGGUCAGGCUGAUUCGAAGGUCGAAGCCGAUGGUGCUCACACUGAAUUGACCAAUUCCUCUGCUGUUGGACCCAACACCACUCUCGUUCUCGCCAGUGCUCAUGCCUUGGUGAAGCUGGAUGAGGGUGAGGUCAUCGGAGAUCCCAUGGAGAAGGCUACAUUGGAAUGGCUUGGCUGGACUCUGGGCAAGAACGAUACUCUGUCUUCCAAGGGCAACGCUCCCGUUAUCUCUGGCCGCAACGUCGAGUCUGUUCAUAUCAAGAGAAGAUUCCAGUUCUCCUCAGCCCUGAAACGCCAGAGUACUAUCGCAACCGUUACGUCCAAUGACCGCAAGACUUCCAAGAAGAUCAAGUCCACAUUUGUGGGUGUCAAGGGUGCCCCCGAGACCAUCAAUACUAUGUUGGUCAACACGCCUCCCAACUACGAGGAAACUUACAAGCACUUCACCCGCAAUGGUGCUCGUGUGCUUGCUCUUGCGUACAAAUACCUUUCAUCUGAAUCCGAGCUUUCCCAGGGCCGGGUCAACAACUACGUCCGCGAAGAGGUUGAAUCCGAACUGAUUUUUGCCGGUUUCCUUGUCCUACAGUGCCCUUUGAAGGAUGAUGCCGUCAAGGCUGUCCGUAUGCUGAAUGAAAGCAGCCACCGUGUUGUGAUGAUCACUGGUGAUAACCCGUUGACCGCUGUCCAUGUCGCACGCAAGGUUGAGAUUGUUGACCGAGAGGUCCUUAUCCUUGAUGCCCCUGAACAUGACAAUUCUGGAACUAGGAUUGUCUGGCGUACCGUCGACGAUAAGCUCAAUGUCGACGUCGACCCCACUAAGCCCCUCGACCCGGAGAUCCUGAAGACCAAGGACAUCUGUAUCACUGGAUAUGCCCUGGCAAAGUUCAAGGGCCAGAAGGCUCUCCCUGAUCUGCUCCGUCACACCUGGGUUUAUGCUCGUGUGUCUCCCAAGCAAAAGGAAGACAUUCUUCUUGGUCUUAAGGACGCCGGAUACACCACUCUGAUGUGCGGUGAUGGCACCAACGAUGUUGGCGCUCUGAAGCAGGCUCAUGUCGGUGUCGCGCUUCUGAACGGCUCGCAAGAGGAUCUAACCAAGAUCGCUGAACACUACCGGACCACCAAGAUGAAGGAGCUUCCCUGUUCAGAUCGCUCACCUGUAUCCCCCGGUCCUUCCAACCCGCACUACCAGAAAGCCAUGGAGCGAGAGUCGCAGCGCAAGGGUGCUGCGAUCACCGCUGCUGGCGGAACCCCCGAAGCUAUCCCAACUAUCACAUCUCCUGGCGCCCAGGCCUUGCAGCAAUCGAACUUGACUCCCCAGCAGCAGAAACAGCAGCAGGCCCAGGCUGCCGCAGCUGGCCUUGCAGACAAGCUCACAUCUUCUAUGAUGGAACAGGAACUGGAUGACGGCGAACCUCCCACUAUCAAGUUGGGUGAUGCAUCCGUCGCUGCUCCCUUUACCAGCAAGUUGGCCAAUGUUAUUGCUAUCCCGAAUAUUAUUCGUCAAGGCCGUUGCACCCUGGUUGCGACUAUUCAGAUGUACAAGAUUCUUGCUUUGAACUGCUUGAUCAGCGCCUACAGUCUGAGUGUCAUCUACCUGGACGGUAUCAAGUUCGGUGAUGGACAGGUCACUAUCAGCGGUAUGCUGAUGAGCGUCUGCUUCCUUUCUAUUUCCCGCGCCAAGUCUGUCGAGGGUCUGUCUAAGGAGCGCCCGCAGCCGAAUAUCUUCAACGUCUACAUCAUUGGAUCUGUUCUUGGACAGUUUGCCAUCCACAUUGUGACCCUGGUCUACCUCUCCAACUAUGUCUAUAAGCACGAGCCGAGAGAUUCCGAUAUUGAUCUCGAGGGCGAGUUUGAGCCUUCCCUCCUGAACAGUGCCAUCUACCUCCUCCAGCUGAUCCAGCAAAUCUCCACCUUCUCGAUCAAUUACCAAGGUCGUCCCUUCCGCGAGUCAAUCCGUGAGAACAAGGGCAUGUACUGGGGUCUCAUUGCCGCGUCGGGUGUCGCAUUCUCUUGCGCCACUGAAUUCAUUCCCGAGUUGAAUGAGAAGCUCCGCCUCGUUCCCUUCACCAAUGAGUUCAAGGUGACUCUGACCGUGCUGAUGAUCUUCGACUACGGUGGCUGCUGGGUGAUUGAGAACGUCCUCAAGCACCUGUUCAGUGACUUCCGUCCCAAGGACAUUGCCAUUCGUCGUGCCGACCAGCUCAAGCGCGAGGUGGACCGUAAAUUGCAAGAGCAAGUUGAGGCCGAGGCUCAGAAGGAGCAAAGAAAGAUUUAG
Molecule: messenger RNA, 5763 nt
Organism: Penicillium mononematosum
Lineage: Eukaryota; Fungi; Ascomycota; Eurotiomycetes; Eurotiales; Aspergillaceae
Gene: yvc1
Product: putative potassium ion channel Yvc1
Exons: 12
Coding region: 1-5763 (1920 amino acids)
Biological process (GO): intracellular calcium ion homeostasis
Cellular component (GO): endoplasmic reticulum membrane
Molecular function (GO): ATP hydrolysis activity; P-type ion transporter activity; ATP binding
Source: RefSeq, a predicted model, not a curated record